CCUCUAGCUAGAGUGUUGACAUUCCAGCACACAUGAAAAAGUCGAAUAGAACUAGAGUUUAAAUUAUAUAAAUGCGAUUUAAAGUUUAUGAAGUUGCACGUCACUGUAAAAAGCUUUGCCAAACAAUUCAAAUUUAUACAAAAUGCCUUUUAUAUUUUGUGGACCGAAGUUGGCUGCAUGUAUGCUCGUGUUGAGCAUCUGGGGAGUUAUAAUGCUGGCAAUGCUGGGGAUUUUCUUCAGUAUUCAUGCAGCUGUGCUGAUUGAGGAUGUGCCGUUCACAGAGGAAGACAUUCAUGGCCAACAAAGCCCUGAGAGGAUUUAUGCUGUUUACGACAAAGUUGGUUACAACUGCUUCAUCGCUGCAGGAAUCUAUGUGGUGGUUGCCUUAGUGUCUUUCAUUCAGGUUCGCCUGAAUAAACGGAACGAUUAUCUUGUGCAUUAGCACCAUCUAGUGGCUGAGAACAACCUUAUGCACAGUGAAUGUGAUAUCUUUGUAUUUCCACAUCGCUCAAGUUAAUUUUGAUUAGAGGUACCCAUGUUUUGAUAUCUUAUAGGUGUUAAAGAUAAAAUCAGGUGGAAUCAGGACCAAAGUAAAGUGUGCCUUUUCUGAUUGUAAAAUAUUUUACAGUUUAUAUCAUAAACAAAUUCUGUGUGCCUUAUGCAAAGGAUUGGUCUAAUGGAAGAAUGAUUUUUUUGUGUAACUUGUGUGUAACAGCAAUUAUUUGUUGUGCCUUACUGCACUGUUUACAUCUUUACACCUUGUAUACUGUUGCCUUUUUAAUGAAACACGUGCCUCUGUGAUGUCUGGCUGCUGACAGUAUCACAGUUUUGAAUCAGAUUAGGUGUAAAUGUGAGACUUUGUUUGUAUGCAUUUAGGUUUUGUUUAAACAAGGAAAUUAAAUCUUAUAUAAAUUGUUAACAACUGAUCAUAUAAUUUUAACAAUUAACUAAUUACAGAAAUAAAUAUAUUAUUUCCCAGUA
This is a messenger RNA of Trichomycterus rosablanca, 981 nucleotides long. It is a transcript of the gene rnaseka, whose product is annotated as ribonuclease, RNase K a. The record is from RefSeq and is a predicted model, not a curated record. Gene Ontology annotation, molecular function: RNA endonuclease activity. Gene Ontology annotation, biological process: nucleic acid metabolic process. Bases 143 to 442 code for a protein of 99 amino acids. The transcript is spliced from 3 exons. NCBI's taxonomy places the organism in Eukaryota, Metazoa, Chordata, Actinopteri, Siluriformes, Trichomycteridae.